AUGUCACAUUAUCCGUCAAAUUCUUUAAUGUCACAUUAUCCGUCAAAUUCUUUAAUGUCACAUUAUCUGUCACAUGGGCCACUCUUAUCCCAAGUUAUGGUUCGGUUAUGUUCAAAGUCUAUAAAACUUUCAAACUUUUAUGCAAAGCCAUGCACUAAUAGCUCUACAUUUAGAUCUCAAAUUUCAUUUUUACAGAAUGAAUUCUUCUCAACCAUCUCGGAUUCUAAAUUUUCUACAAUAAAUGAAGAAGAAGUCUUAAAAUUUAGUCAACUUGCUAAAGAAUGGUGGUCACCAAAUGGACCAAUAAAACUGUUGCACAGUAUGAAUCCAUUGAGAGUAUUAUAUAUACGUAGACAAUAUUUGAAAUCUAAACUGGAUGUUAAUUUCAAAUUGAAUAAAAAUUUUAAUGAUUUUAAUGAUGUCGAGAACUUUAAAUUUCCAUUCAAAGGCUUGAGAAUUUUGGAUAUGGGCUGCGGUGGUGGUUUAUUAUCCGAGUCACUAGUCCGAUUAGGGGCGUCAGUAGUUGGAGCAGAUGCAUCUUUAGAAAACAUUCAAAUUGCUAAAAUACAUUCGUUUAAAGAUCCAAUGUUGUAUUCAGGACCCGGAAAUCUUGAAUAUCGAUGUAUAACUGCAGAAAAAUUAUUAGAACAAGAAGAAUCUUUUGAUAUUGUAUGUGCAAUGGAAAUUAUUGAACAUGUAAAUAAUCCUAUGGAAUUUCUGAAAACAUGCACUGGAUUGGUAAAGCCUGGAGGAGGACAUUUAUUCUUAUCAACUAUUUCUCGCACACCACUUUCAUACUUUCUAACAAUCUUACUCGCAGAGAAGGUUUUUAAAAUUAUACCAAGUGGUACUCAUGAUUUUAAUAAUUACAUCAAACCUGAUGAAAUACAAGCAAUUAUUCAAGAAAUUCAAACAAACAAAAACAUUAAUAAUGAAAGAAAUAAUGAAAACAUUUCAAACAUUUCUGGUAUUGUUUCUGAAAAAUGGGGAUUUGUAACAGAUAUAACAGGUAUUGGUCUUAAUCCAAUUACAGGAAAGUGGUUUGAAUUUUAUAAAUGGAUACCAACACGAAUCCAAUUGGAUGUGAAUUAUAUAAUUACAGCAAGAAGAAUAUUAUCUUAA
Diversispora eburnea is the source of this 1122-nucleotide messenger RNA. NCBI's taxonomy places the organism in Eukaryota, Fungi, Glomeromycota, Glomeromycetes, Diversisporales, Diversisporaceae. The record is from the annotation of a GenBank genome assembly.